AUGCAUCAGCGCAGUUGUCAAGUGAUACAUGGCCUUAACGACGAGCUUUGUGCAGAUCUUGAGGAGCAAAUAACUACGGAUAACAGCGUAAAUAUUUCAGAAAUUGAACACAACGGCAAUGAUAUUAAUACAGUUAAUUACGAUAAUUUUCCUGAACUGAAGAAAGGCAUAAAUCUCCCGAAAAAUGAUUCUGAAUGGUCAACGGCUAAUGAUUAUUUUAAAUGUGCACUCCAGCCAAGUGAUCCAAUCACAUUGCAAGAUCUAAAUUCAAAAAUCAAGCUUUUAAAUGACGCGAUAUACAGCUACUUUGCAAAUAAUUAUGGACAUACUGAAACUGUACCCGACAAAAAUAUGGGAGCUAAAUAUAAAGAGUAUACGGUUAAAGAGUUAAAGAAAGCUUUACAAAAUUUAAAAUCCAAAAAGGGUGAACUCAGUGAAAUUAAAUACGUAUCGCGUACAUUGCGCGACAGGCUCCGUAACAAUGGCAACGACGCCGAUGACUUAAAUGACAGUGAGUCGUUUAAUCACAACAAAUAUCUGGAACGAAGCUUUUGGGACUAUGUUAAAAAUAUAAUCAAUAGAAAAGACGCAGUAUUACCAUCAUUUAUCAUGACUGAUUGCCUUUCUUAUUUCUCUAAAUCUCUGGCUAAAAUUAAUCCUAACAAGCUAUUUGUAAUUCCCAGCUGGAUUCCAAAGUUAUCUGAUCCUGCAGUUCAAUUUAACCUUGACCCCCCGACCUAUCAACAAAUUACAAAUGUUAUACGCAAAAUGAAAUCGUCUGGUUCUCCUUGCCCUCUUGAUCAACUUUCUAUAAUAAGUUUCAAGCAUUGUCUUUAUCUGAGAACUUACCUUACUGAGCUAAUUCACGAUAUUUGGCUAUCUGGAACUGUCCCAACUGAGUGGAAAAGAGCAUGUACCAUACUAAUCCACAAGAAAGGCAACAAUAAUGACCCUUCAAAUUUCCGCCCCAUAACACUCGAAUCCAUACCUUUAAAAGUAUUUACAUCUUGUCUCCGAAACGCAGUAUACUCCUUCCUCGCAUCUAAUAACUUCGUCGAACACAACAUACAAAAAGGCUUCACCCCCAACCUAUCUGGCACUCUAGAACAUACUGCGCAAAUGGCUGACAUUAUUAAUAAAGCUCGGAUCAGACAACGCUCUGUUGUCAUCACCCUACUUGAUCUUAAGAAUGCCUUCGGCGAAAUCCAUCACAACCUCAUUCAAUCCGUACUUGACUACCACCAUAUCCCUGAUCAUAUAAAAUUUGUUAUAAAAAGUUUAUAUACUGAUUUCCAAACCUCGAUAAUUACCUCUGAAUUCCGCACUCCUUUUAUGACAGUUGGCCGUGGCGUAUUGCAAGGAGAUUGCCUCAGUCCUCUUCUUUUUAACAUGUGCUUCAAUACAUUCAUUCAGCAUAUCAAGGCUGAAAAGUACCGUCAAUUUGGGUUUUCCUUCAAAUUACUAAAUCCCAUCCAUUGGUUCCAGUUUGCUGAUGACGCGGCUGUAAUUACUGGCCAAGAAUCCGAAAACCAACAUCUAUUAAAUCGAUUUUCUAUCUGGUGCCAAUGGUCCGAUAUGAUUAUCCGAGUUGACAAAUGCAGUACCUUUGGCAUUAAAAAAGCGAUCACAAAAUCAGUUCAGUACUUGCCAAAACUCCUCAUCAGCAAUCAACUAAUACCAAAAAUCACCAUUGGAGAAUCAUUUCAAUAUUUAGGACGUUACUUUGAUUUCCACAUGUCGAAUGAUAAUCACAAAACUGAACUAACCACCCUACUUAAUGAACUAAUGUCUGAUAUUGACUCAAAGCCACUACACCCCAAAAAUAAACUGCUCCUCUACAGUCGCUACGUCUUGUCCAAGUUAGCCUGGCACUUCACCGUCGCAACACUCUCUAAAACAUGGGUUACUGAAAAUAUCGACUCUAUUGCCAACAAAUAUAUCCGCAGAUGGCUUGAAGUACCAAUAUCAGGAACACUAAGUACUGUCUUUCUAACAAAUAACAAAUUUGGCCUGAGUAUUUAUCCUCCAUCUGUAAAAUUUAUCCAGUGUCAAACAGUCCUCCGAAAAGCUUUAAAAUCUUCUCCUAAUGAAUCAACUAACGACCUGUGGAGAGCAACCAGUAACCAUACUAAUAUCCAAUAUGACGCUUAUAACUCUACUAAGGAAGUUCUCAAAGAUUUCCGUUCUGGACACGAAAACAAACUCCUAAACCAAUUAACCAGUCAAGGAUCCUUUUUCUGCAGCGUCACGAAGUUCGCUUUACCUCAGCUUAGCAAGGUGUGGUCCGUCGCCCAAUCAAAGCUCCCGAAAAACAUUUACAACUUUACCAUUCGUUACAUUAACAACUCUCUUCCGACGCGAAAAAACCUAAACAGAUGGGCAAUAUCUUCAAAUUCAGACUGUUCUUUUUGUCUUAGCCCUGAAACAUUACUACACAUAGUAGCUGGAUGUCAGUUUUAUCUCGACCGAUUUACGUGGAGACACAAUUCAGUCCUGAACUUUCUUGCUCAUCAGUUACAAACUGUUGACGGUUCUACUCUCUACGCCGACCUAAAUGGAUUCAAAAGCCCUUCAAUACUUACUGGUGAUACGUAUCGCCCAGAUUUGUUAUUAUCGUGCUCAAAUGGUUCCUUAUAUGUGGUUGAACUCACCACUGGUUAUGAGACAAACCUCAAAAACAACGUAAAACGGAAGAAGGAUAAAUAUAGAGAAUUAUUGAGACAGCUAGGUAAAAAUUUUAACCAAGUUAAAUUUAUAAAUCUCUCCAUCAGCUCUUUAGAUAUUUUUGCAGAAGAAUGUUAUACAUUUUUAGACAUGUUAGAUAGUAUUGGUCUUGACAAAAACCACCAAAUGUACUGCGUUAGGAAAAUGAUGACUAUUGCUAUUAGAACUACAUAUUACAUUUUUUGUUGCCGAAAUAAGGAAUGGGAAAAUCCGGAUUUUCUAACAAUUUGACUUAUCUCAUUGUAUAUAUAUAUAUAUAUAUAUAUAUAUAUAUAUAUAUAUAUAUAUAUAUAUAUAUAUAUAUUGCACGCACUUUGUUCUGUUAUUUUAGUAUAAUUGUGAUUCAAAUAGCCAACCGUAAGUUACCUUUAUGAGAGAGAUUUAUGAUUGUAUAUGUAUGUAAAGAAAAACAUUUAAUAAAGUUUCCAUUAUUAUUAUUAUUAUUAUUAUUAUUAUUAUUGAAAAUAAACUUAGGGACCGUUUGAAAUGUCAAGGUUCCUUUUUCGAAAAUGUUUCUAAAUUCUCCCUAUCACAACUUAACGCAACCUGGUCGGUAAGAACCAUAGUAGAUGGGCAAUUUCAUCAAGUUCCGUCUGCUCGUUCUGCUUACACUCUGAAUCACUUCUACACGGUGUUGCCGCUUCUCAACAUUACUUGGAACGAUUUACGUGGAGACACGAUUGCAUACUAAAGUUUCUUGCAAAGGUUCUAGUAACAGUAAAAAUAUUCAGUAUGACGUUAAUAACUCCACUAAGCAAGUUCUUAGGGACUUUCGCUAUGGACAAGAGGAUAAACUGCAUACUCAAUUAACUUGUCAAGGUUCUUUCUUCACUAAUUUAACAAAGUUCUCACUUUCUAAAAACUCACUAAGAUUUGGUCUGCGUGCCUAUCGAACCUCCCGAUAAAUAUAUUCCACUUUACAGUACGAUACAUCAAUAUCUCCCUUCCAACGCACCAAAACCUUGCAAGAUGGGGUUUAUCACCGACUUCAGACUGUUCGCGAUGUCUAGCUCCUGAAACAUUUCUGCACAUAGUAGCUGGUUGCCAAUCGUAUCUAGAACGAUUCACGUGGAGACAUGACUCUUUUCUAAACUUCCUCGCAACAAACCUGCAAAUUGUAAGCGUGUUUCACCGGUCACCACCUUUCACAAAGCUCACCAAUAUCAAAUUAAAAUAACAUUCACAUUGUUCCUAGAUGAAAUAAUCCACAGAUUUUUGCGCGCUAACAUGUAUAUAAUUCAUAAGGAACUAAAAUGAAUUCUAAAGGAGAGCACGUGUAGUUUCAAGACCAGCUACCGGGGACCAGUCAGGGUUUAUUUUAAGAAAAAUUUAGAACUACACAUGUUAAGGAUGCUACGACGCAUCACGUGUUUGGCUGGGAGGUCAAAUGGUGUUUGACUGGGGGGGUCAAAGGUGUUUAUCUAUAUUAAACGUUGUAAAUUUAUAUUUAACGUUGUAAAUUAUGAUAGACUCUUAAUUAGUGUAUAGGUGAUAAAAAAAGUUGUGCUUGAGUAAGGCCAGAAAAACUCGAUUCUGGGUGGGGAGCUACAGGUAGGGGGUGCCCCCAAUUUUUUAAUUUUUGAUGGUCAUAAGUUCUGGCAAAGAUUUGUUUCUCCCAACCACCAACAAAAACUGUUUCAAAACAUGUAACUGGGAAUCAGGAAUACUCAAUAUAUAAUAACAGCAAAGAAUUUUAGGUUCUCCCACUUUAAUCUCUUUUGGAUAGCUUCGCUCGCACCAAUUUUACCUCCUGUUCCAUUACCUCCACCACGUAUGUGAUUUGUGAUGAAAAUAUGAAGGUCUUGUGGUCCCCUCCCAGAAAACAUUUAGAUUUUUUAUGCUCAAUGACAGCAUUUCUGGCAUCUGGAGCAUCCACAAGGAAAACGAGUAAAUGGGAAGACUGUUUUGAGGUUAUAUUUUUUUAAUUUGGUGGCUGCACAUUUGAGUUUUAGGAACUGCACAAAUGAGUUUAGAACUGCACAUUUUGUGUAGAACUGCACGUUAAAAUAAACCGCGUUGCGGGGUAGAAACGUGCUUCUGUGGUUAAGCAUGCUUGGAGACUGAUGAGAACAUAACCUUAGUUUGGAUACCAAACGGCAUGAGACUUGACCUGUAAAGCGAUAUCGAUAUAAUGGUACUUACCCAUGUCUUAGCAAUAUCAUACAAUAUCAUACAUAAACGAAGUGGUGUCAAGUAACGAAGUAAAUCUACUUCGUUACUGUACUUGAGUACUAUUUUUGAGAAGUCAGCAAGUAACAAAGUAAAAACUUUUUCUGCCGUACUUUUACUUGGGACGAAGUUGUUUUAAGAAGUAACGUUUUACUUCGUUAUUUUCAUUUUGUGGCGAAGUAUUUCGUUACUUUUUAACUUUCGUUUAAUUUUACGUGAUUUAUUCCUGAUUUAUUUUAAUUUUGGGAUGGGUAAUAGGACCUCUACAUGCGUCUGGGAUCUCUCGUUUGUGGCUUAAUUAUAAGCAUUAUUUAUUUAAUGGAUUUCUUAUAUCUCCAACGGGGUCUGAAAAGUAGACCAUGCUGUUCUCAGCAGUGGUACACGCUACAGAAAUAGUACUUUUACUUUUUACUGCAAGUAUUUCUUAAGGAUACUUUGUACUUUUUACUUCAGUACGUUUUGCUUCCAGUACUUUUUACUCCUGCUCAAGUCGUUUUAUUGUUAAUUACUUCUACUUUUACUCAAGCACAAAUUCAAAGGAAUUUUGGAACCACUGCAUAAAUGCACCGGGGUAGGCCUUCACGAUCCUCACCAACACAAUGAAUCAAGUCAUACACAUCCAUUAUAUUACUGCCAAUUUCAUUAUUAUUCAUGUCGAUCUCGUUCUAGUUUGUAUGCUUUCGUCACAACUUUUAUUCCACCUAUACUAUUAAAUUACUAUUUAACUUCAGUAUAACUUGUGUAUAACCAGCAUUAUUACUGUAUAUCGUCAUUAUAACUUGUAUAUCACAAGUGGCAUUACAAAUUGUGCAUCACGACUAUCUUCGAAAAUUGUAUUUCACUGCAUUGCGUCAUUAUUCUCUCACCAAUCCAAUUUCAUUAAUCCAUCACAAUGAAUAAAAAAUUCAUUUUACACCACUGAUAUUACUUAAUGUUCGCCCAAUACAAUGUGCAAACAGGUCAAGGAAAUUUUACAGCAUUCCAGGAUCCGAAUACCUGCAACCACAUUCUCUUUCCAAUUCUAAAUAAAAGAAACAAAAGAGAAAUAUACAACAAACAGCGUUAGAUUGAUAAAUUCCAUGCGGUAGUCGUCGUGCAACAUUUUAAUAGCAUGUUGUGCAUUGGAACAGUGUAUAGAUUUUGUUGCACAGGUCUGAAUUGCAUCGUUGAAUGUCGUAUAUUUUUUAUGUAAGGGUUUUCAUAACCAAAUGGCUGAUAUUUAACAAGGUUUCUGACGAUUAUCUCACACAAGGGUCAUGGAAAUGCGGAUUGUGUAAUUGUAAUGGCAUUGUGUUGUAUAGGCAUGGAAAAGUACAACAGCAAGGUGACGAAAAGGAUCAGGUUUAUCAUUCACGAAUUUGAUUGCCUACGUUGAUACAUAAUUUCACUCGUCAAUUCCCCGGAAUAAUAACUGAAAUAUUUUGCUCCCUAAUCCAUAAAUUUACUGAAUGCUAGAACAUGUUUAUUAUACGUUUCUCAGGGAAAUGUAAAUGUAGUGAUCGCAGUUAUAAAAAUGUAAUAUUAUAUUGUGUUUCUUUUCUUAGUGAAACAUCUGGAAUGGAAAUGUUGGAAGUACAUGUUCCUGAUACAACUAUCACCAGUUGGGUUGCAAAUGGUUUUGCUAUGUCUUCUAUUUACGGCAUUGGGAUCUCAAAUCAAGCAAUGUUGAAGGCUUUCCAACCAUUUUUUGUUCAAGUGACUCUGCCCUAUUCUGUAAUCCGUGGAGAAGAAACACCAAUCACUGUGACUGUGUUUAACUACCUGUCGUCCUGUGUUCCAGUGAGUGCACAGUUGUUUAUUUUUUAACAAAUUCAUGAACUAGGAAAACAGGGAAAAGAAAUCACGAACGUGAACGAUCUAGCAUAUCUGAUACAAAUACCUAUAACAAAAUUGUACUCGUAUGCAUUUCGUCUGGUUUAUCAGAUUUAUUAUAUACAUGACAAAUUACUUCAAUUUGAUUGGUUAAGAGGAGUAGAAUUUUUUCAUUCAAUUGAUGAUUUUCGUCAAAAAUCCAAUAUGGCGGUGAAAUUCAUCUUGUAUAAAUAUAAAUAAACGUGGACGAAUUUAACUAAAUUUUGGCGCAAGGAUUAGUUUAAAAAACUCAGUAUAGCAAAAAGAGCCAAUUUUGACAUAGUUUUUCAAAUAUUACUUGUACUGUUAGUCAUUAAUUGCACUCCUUCCCGUGUGACUACCUAUACUAAAUAAUUAGAGUACUUUCAUCAAGAUAGAAGAAUAACAAUUUUCAGCACAUACUCGAGAGGUGCCUAGCGGUCGUUCCAUUCCAGGAACCCUUGCACUAUUCACCUUCACAUCGAUCGCUACUAUUGAAAUAUUUCACGGCCUGGCGAGAAGUGUGGUGCCCAAAUAACAGAGCUAGUAUGAUAUACAUAUAGGUCUGUGACUCGGAAAAAGAGGACCACGUAUUUUCUGCUAUAUGAAAAAGGAUUUUCAGUCAACAAACAUUAUAUGCUCAAAUAUUAAUGUGAAAAACUAAAAACCGGACAAAUCAAAUCAAAUCAAGUCAGAUCAAAUCAAGGGAAAUCUCUAUCACACACAAAGGAUACCACACGCUUAUGACUUUUUUGUGUUUUCCUCAUGAAUCAUUAACGAGUUCUUGAAAUAUCUAUAAAAGGUUAUUAAAUAUCAAUGAAGGGUUGCAUUGCACAAAAAAGAUAGUUGCCAUAAAAUCUAGUCCUUGUAUGAACAUAUAUUUUUAUAAUCCAGUGUUAUAUCUACGGUAUUCUGAUACAGCAGAGCAACCGAUGCUCUUGCCGCAAAAAUUAGACAAAAAUUAUUUAACAAGCAGUGAAUGUGCGGAAAACUAAUACUACAAUUAACCCCAAAAUAACAAAGUAAUCGUAAUUUACGUUUCGGAUGCACGACAUCAUUAGAACAAUCGAGAUAAAUAUUAUAAAAUCCAUCAGCAUUCCACAUUCCGGGUAUCUUUCCCAUUCGCUGAGUAUAAAACAAUGCACUUUCUUCGGCAGUUGUAUCAAAAAUUUUAUAUUGCUGUAUCUAAUAGUUCUUUUCAUUUUCAGAUAAAACUUGAACUAAGUCGUAAAUCGGAGGACUAUAAAGUGACGUCAUUCCAUAUAAGCAAGAUGUGCGUUUGUAAAGAUGAUGGGAAAUCGGUCAAGUUCAAAAUUAUUCCAAAUAAACUUGGUCAUAUACCACUUACAGUUAAAGCAAUGACAUCUGAUGCAAAACUUUGUCCCAAAUCAACUGUUUACGCCGUUGAUGCUGUUACGAGAAAGUUACUGGUGGAGGUAGGUUUAAAUCUUCGCUAUAAUAUUCCGCGUUUUGGGUAACUUUUGCAGGGCACAAAGUAUAAUUAGGUGAUAUGAAGGGAGAGGGAGCAAGCUCAUUGUUGUGUGAUGCGGAAUUAAGGUGAAGUAAACACAAUAUAAAGAGUCGACAACAUCGAGGGCAUGCAAUUGAAAACGCAGCUGGGCAGAAAUCACCUUGUCUACAGAGUCAAAUAUGUGCUCUAAAGAAACGGAAAAGGCUUUCAGAAAACUCCCUUACUGUUAUUGACAUUGAUCACCGUCAAUGGUCAACUUGAAUUGCUGCUGAUAACGCUGCUUGAAGAGAUACAUACGUCAAGCUGUUUCGUCUUUUGAGAACAGUGGUAGAGAGAAACCAAGAGCUAGUAAGAGGAAGAAGAAGAAGAGGGAAGGCAAGCACCCGGUACAGAUGAGGCUUUUAUUUGCAGACCUGUGUUCUCGUCUGUUUAUCCCCAUUUAUACUCCUCAACCACCAGCAUGCACCCGACGUGGGCAUUGUAUAUACGGAUAUUUUGUGAAGCUAAUCCAUAAUGAUCGGGCAAUUAUAUUGUCAGUGAUAUGUGUCAAGUGUUGUCCUUGUACCAGAAACUGCGAAAUCAUGGUUUACGAAAUCUCGCACAGCUCAAGUUUGCUAUUAUUUCAAAAUAUGAGCUAUUUCCUAUAAAACGUCACAAUAGUCAUGAACUUUUGUGCAAACGAGAGGAUCUUGUAACAUCUAAAUUUGUUCUUAUGUUUCAGCUAUUUGCGUCCCACAACAAUGCCCACCCUACAUGCAUGCAUGCAAUUUGAACAUAAAUUGGAAAAAAGCACGUCAUAUAUUGGGCAAAUAAACUCCCACAUACCCACACUCUGAAAGGCUGUUACUUGAAAAGAUUGAAAACCCUUGCAUGGGAGUCGCCUAAGAGCAUGGAUAACAUUCCACAUUAAAUAUGCUUCGAAACGUUUUCAACACCAAACGAUACGAGAACAUGCGUUAAACAGAAUAGUAGUGCUUAAUGGCUUUAUAUAGGUAUAUCUAGUUUUCCGUUGUUCUCGUUAAACUUGUGCAGAUUGUCGUCACGGAUCGUUUUUGUUGACUUUGUUCGGUUAUUAUAAUAGCAUAUUGUUGCUAUUUUUAAGCAUUUUCUGGUUAUUGUUUUGAAUAGUUCUUAUACUCGUUUUUGAUAAUGUCGUGUUUGCGACAUUAUGAACAUUUCUCGCUAAAAGCCUGUCACACUAUUGCGUAUGAGAGAAACGUAUGAGAAGCGUAUGGAAAUUAAUGAAAUAAUUUUCAUACGCACAAAUAUCCUUUCAAAUGCCAGCGUAUGAGUACCGUACAUCUGGCGUACCUCUAGCGUAUUCAGCGUGUGCCUGGACUAUGCUUAUCGUAUAAACCAUACGUCCGAAUACGCACAAAAUUUUUGAGCAUGCUUAAAAAAAUUUUCUACCUUGCUGUAUGCCAGCGUAUGCCACCGUAUGCGAUCGUGCUUGAAACGUAUAAAACCUACGCCUAACGUACCCUAGCUUAUGUCAGCGUAUACCGGCGUAUGAGUGAUAUUUUUCAUACGCUGGCAUACACUAGUACGAUACGCAAUAGUGUGACAGGGCCUUAACCCCUGAAUUCUCUGUUUCAUUUUGAUAUCGACGUGCCAAGGAUUUCUCUCCGCAAUGGUAUUUUAGCAUAUUAAAAAAAAUCAGUCAAAUAAUAACCUGUCAUUUCGGGGUUUUUUCUAGCCUGAAGGAAUAAAACAGGAACAUAGCAAAGGAACUUUCUUUUGCGCUCCUAAAAAAGGUAAAUGUUAGUGAAAGCAAUCCGAAAUUUAGAUAAUGAAGCAAGAUUACUUUGUUUAAUAUCUGUAAAUCAAAUCUAGCAUAGAUUGGAAAUUGGGGAUUGUCUUCGUUCAACCAUUUGUGUACAACCAAUUAAAAAAAGGUUGUCCUUUGCAAACCUUAUUUACAGCUAAUUCAAUAAAGGUUGUCCAGUGCAAACCUUAAACUCUAAACCUUAAACAUUAAACAUUAAACUCUAAGCGUGCAAAGCGUAAUGGGAGCAUCAUUUAAUCAGUUUAGAAAUCAUAUAUGGGGCCCAUUUCUUCUUAGAGACAAGUUAAAUAAAUGAAAGGUCCCAUAUAUAUAAUUACUAAACUGAGUAAAUGAUGCUUCCAUUAGGCUUUGCACGGUUAGAGUUUAAUGUUUAAGGUUUAGAGUUUAAGAUCUGCAAAAGUCAACCUUUUUUGAAUUAGCUGUAUAUUGUUAUAGUAACAUCAUACAGUCGUUCUUGACAUAAUCAUUAUAGCGCUAAGCUUUGUCCUACUUUCCCUAACCAGGAAGCUACAGCGAGAUCAUUGAUUUAGCUAUUCCGGCAAAUAUCAUUCCUGGAUCCGUGCUACAAAAGAUAUCAAUUAUUGGUAAGCAUUACAAAUAAAUAGUUUUGACGAGUUUAAGACUUAUUGCUGUGAUCAAUUUCAAUUUGAUCAUAAUUUCUUAUGCAAGUUCUUAAAUUUUAGUGGGUAUUACUUCCAAUAUUCUCUUUCUAGGCGAUAUAAUGGGCCCAGCUCUGACAAAUCUUGAUGGACUACUAGCAAUGCCCUAUGGUUGUGGUGAACAAAAUAUGGCUAAAUUUGCUCCAAAUAUUUACGUCAUGGAUUAUCUUACCACCACAAAUCAGGUUACAAAGAAAAUAAAGGACGAUGCGAUACGUUAUAUGAAAUCUGGUAAGUUUUAA
Paramuricea clavata is the source of this 10881-nucleotide messenger RNA. The record is from the annotation of a GenBank genome assembly. NCBI's taxonomy places the organism in Eukaryota, Metazoa, Cnidaria, Anthozoa, Malacalcyonacea, Plexauridae.